Messenger RNA from Octodon degus (degu), 527 nucleotides. RefSeq names its product ubiquitin conjugating enzyme E2 V1 (gene Ube2v1). Gene Ontology annotation, cellular component: nucleus. The coding region runs from base 39 to 482 and encodes 147 amino acids. Lineage: Eukaryota; Metazoa; Chordata; Mammalia; Rodentia; Octodontidae. The transcript is spliced from 4 exons. The record is from RefSeq and is a predicted model, not a curated record. Gene Ontology annotation, biological process: DNA damage tolerance; protein K63-linked ubiquitination.
UGAAGGAGGGGCCGGCCUUGGAGCUCCAGCGACGCAAGAUGGCAGCCACCACGGGCUCGGGAGUAAAAGUCCCUCGCAAUUUCCGACUGUUGGAAGAACUCGAAGAAGGUCAGAAAGGAGUAGGAGACGGCACAGUUAGCUGGGGCCUAGAAGAUGACGAAGACAUGACACUUACAAGAUGGACAGGGAUGGUAAUUGGGCCUCCAAGAACAAUUUAUGAAAACCGAAUAUACAGCCUUAAAAUAGAAUGUGGACCUAAAUACCCAGAAGCACCCCCCUUUGUAAGAUUUGUAACAAAAAUUAAUAUGAAUGGAGUUAAUAGUUCUAAUGGAGUGGUGGACCCAAGAGCCAUAUCAGUGCUAGCAAAAUGGCAGAAUUCAUAUAGCAUCAAAGUUGUUCUGCAAGAGCUUCGGCGUUUAAUGAUGUCUAAAGAAAAUAUGAAACUUCCUCAGCCACCUGAAGGACAGUGUUACAGCAAUUAAUCAAAAACCCCACAGGCCCUCCCCACCAGCCCGCACCCCGAUUCG